UCUUCCGCUGUGCCACGGAACGUCUUCUAAAUGGCCGACCAAAACAUUUUACUGGGAUUCUACAUUGCCCUUUUUAUUCUCCUAGAAAUGUUAUAACGAUAAGAAUACACUAUUAUACUAAACAAUCCUUCCUGCCAACACAGUUUUAGAUUUAUUUUCCUGAUACUUGUUAUUAUUUUGGAGUUUUACUUUUCCUUGGUUCGUCAUUGGUCGUAAAACACCGGAUAUUGAUUUGUUUGUUGUAGCUAGCCGUAAUGCUAGCUAACCAAAAACGCAAUGACAGCACCUUCACGAAAGAACGUCGAAUAGCGCAUUGUUUUGUCCUAAAAGCCGAUUUAGGUGCACUCUGUGAAGGUGGACGUAACUGUCUUCCCACAGAAACACUGUAGGCCGAGUGAUGUGAUGUUUAUUUUCGGUAACGUCAGUGUUGUCGACGUCUAACAGAUGAUCGAGGUGGUGGCCUCGAUGGCCAGGGGCCCCGUUUUUCUCUCCGGGGAGCUCCUGGAGUGUCGCAUAACUUUUACCAACCCGAUGUCCCACCUGUCCACCUCUGCCAGCUGUGAAAUGCUGGCAUGGGCCAGUGCCCAGAUCCACUGCCAGUUUCAUGCCAGUGAGAGCAGAGUGGCCUUGCCGGCACAAGGAAACAAACACGACGUCCAGGCUGAGAGCAACACAGUGCUCAUUCCAAGCAGAGGAGAGAGAGGUCAGUGUGUUCUCGACACACCACCUAAAAUAUUAUUCUGUGACCUACGCCUGGACCCCGGGGAGAGCAAAACCUAUUCAUACAGUGAGAUGGUACCCGUAGACGGUCCUCCUAGCUUCCGUGGCCAGGCGGUGAAAUACGUCUACAAACUGACCAUCGGCUGCCAGAGAGUCAACUCGGCUAUCAAACUGCUCAAAGUUCCUUUCAGAGUGCUGGUUCUGCAAGGCAUGCCGGAGCCUCCAUUCCCCCAGGAUGAGGAGGUUUCCCCCUCCAACCCGUUCCUGGAGGAGGAGGAAGCGAGCCGCAGGGAUGCUCGCCCUUUGGAGAGAGCUUUGGACAUGCUGAUGGUCACUACCUCCAGACGCUGCCCCCACAUGUUUAACAUCACCAACGUGCGUGGCAAAGUGGCAAAGUUCUGCAUCUUCAAGACCGUUUACAGACUCGGGGAGGACAUCAUCGGUACCUUCAACUUCUCCGAGGGAGACAUUCCCUGCUUGCAGUACUCGGUGAGCCUUCAGAAUGAGGAGGAGAUCCAGCAGCAGUACCAGCGGCGCCCCGGUCAGGUCAUCAGCGUGACUGGACACGGGCGACACAUGGAGUCCUGCCUCCACACCGCCUCCAGCCAUUUCUCUGUCCCCAUCCCCCUCAACGUCACACCGGGCUUCAGCACAGACAUAGUGAUGCUGAGGUGGCGCCUUCACUUUGAGUUCGUCACCGCCCGGGAGCCUAUGGAACCGCCCAUAGUUCUGCAGAACCAAUCAGAGGUCACAGUUUGGGCAGGGUCAGAGCAUGUUGACGUGGAUACCUUCAGCUGGGAUCUGCCAAUCAAAGUCCUGCCCACCAACCCGGCCUUGGCAUCCUACAUGUCCCACUUCACGGGGACCAACAGCAUUACUAUUUGAUCUGUAUGUGUGUGAGAUUGUGAACAAAAUAGUCACUAGUUAACCUAUUUUUGACUGUGAGUGUGUGUGUGUCUCUGUGUGUGUGUGUGUGUGUGUGAGUGUGUGUGUGUGUGUGUGUGUGUGUGUGUGUGUGUGUGUGUGUGUGUGUGUGUGUGUGUGUGUGUGUGUGUGUGUGUGUGUGUGUGUGUGUGUGUGUGUGUGUGUGUGUGUGUGUGUCAUUGAGCCUUGUAUUUUUUAGGAGAGAACAGAGAUAUUCAUUUCAAAAGGAGCAUUAUUGUUGUGGUUUCUAUGCCAGUGAUGGAUUUCAUAUGUAUAUUAUGCAACUUAUGUCAUGCCUUUUUCCGUAUGCAAUAUGCAGUGCUUCUUAACUUCAAAUACUGUUUUUGUUUUUUUGGACCUCAUGUUGUGCAACAGUCUUUGGGGUUUAUGCAUAUUUGUAUAUUUAUUUCAUUUAUGAU
Messenger RNA from Pungitius pungitius (ninespine stickleback), 2063 nucleotides. It is a transcript of the gene rgp1, whose product is annotated as GP1 homolog, RAB6A GEF complex partner 1. Lineage: Eukaryota; Metazoa; Chordata; Actinopteri; Perciformes; Gasterosteidae. The coding region runs from base 445 to 1605 and encodes 386 amino acids. The transcript is spliced from 9 exons. Gene Ontology annotation, cellular component: Ric1-Rgp1 guanyl-nucleotide exchange factor complex; Golgi membrane. The record is from RefSeq and is a predicted model, not a curated record. Gene Ontology annotation, biological process: retrograde transport, endosome to Golgi.